AUGGCCGAACUUAUCAUCGGCAAAAGAGAACGAAGAAAAUCUCUCAGCGUCUUUAGCCCAUCGUCUGUCACAUCGGCCCGGCCCGCUCUUCAUGCUCGCACUCCAUCCGAUGAUAUCCUCGCUCGAGAGAAGAAAGCGCGUCGCAAUUCGGGCUUCUUUGGCCGGUCCCAAAGUCCCAACCGAUGGGCCAGUGGAGGGAAUGUCCUCCGUCGGCCGGGCACCGCAGGCUCGGACACCGCCGCCUGGUCGGCGCAACCACCGCCCCUCGAGACCACCCGGCCUGGGCGGAAAUCAUUGCAGAAGAAACGAGCCUCCGUCUUUGGCUCAUUGAAGUCGAUGCCCGCUGGUGAAGAUGAUGAUCCCCUCAGUGCCUCCAUUGCUUCCCUGGGAGAUGAUCCGCAGAGCGCAAGCAGUCCCCGAAAUGGGAUCUGGUCGUCUGCAAUUCUCCAUCAUGGCGAGAUUCAGACAAUGGGUGGUAUGUGGAAGCGGAAGAGCCAGUACCUUGUUCUCACGGACACGCAUCUGGUUCGAUUUAAGAAUCAAGCCAAGGCUGCCGAUGCCUUUCCCUCGAUUCCGCAUUCGUACAAUGCCCGGGCCCCGGCGUCGAACCGUCAAUCCGUAGCUUCGAUCAGUUCGCUGCAGGACAUGCAGGUGAUGGUUUCGACCGACGCGUCUGCCGGUAUUCCGCUCAACAGUAUCAUUGCAGUGUACAUGCUAGAAGAUGGACGACUCUCGCCUACCGUGGAAGUGGCUUAUCUCGAUGAACGUACCCACAAGGCGGCAUUGAUACAAAUGCAGACCGCCGAUCUGCAGGAAUUGAAUCUCUGGAUGGUUGGAAUUCGCCAGGCCGCGUCGAUGGCGCGGUCCAACGAUCCCCUCCCGUUCAAUCGGGGCUCCGUCGAGUACGUGGCCCGGAUGUUGGAACACGAACGAGAUUAUGAUCCGGUCGCUUUCCGGAUGUUCCGUGUCAUACAGAUUGCGUCUAGCAAGUCUCCCACUCGUUCGUCUUCGGAUGAUCUGACAAAGUUAUCGCCCACGGGGUGCUACCUAGCCAUUGGUCUACACAAGGUCCACCUGAUACCCAUGCAGAAGGCUGCCAAUCGGUCGUCGGUCGUGUCUCUGUCUGAUCUGGAGACGGGUGCCUCCUUUGGUCUUAUGAAUCUGACGGGUCUUUCCAUGGAGUACGGCGAUGAUAGUCUGCAUCUAACGUUUCGGGUCCCUCUGCGGAAAUCCUUCAACGUAUUCCUGGCCUCGGUCCAUUCAGUAGAGGUGGCCCGUUGGAUCCGACAACAUACCCAGUUUCUGCGCCCGUUGUGGACAAGACAACCGUACGACUUUGUAGUUCCCCGGGAAUUGCAUAAUGGUGAAAAUUUUCCACCCGUCACUUUGGAUGAAGACUAUGGCUGCUUUGAUCGGACCUUGGUUGCUUAUUCUGCUAGUUACGACGUGGAUACCUCCAACAUCCGAUACACGAUUGACCUGGACUGCGAGGAUGCUCCAUGCUUCCAUCUUUUGCGACCCGCGUCUCCGACGAAUUCGCGGUACAGCGCGUUGGAAUUGAUUGCGGUUAUGCGUGCGCUGCGAUACAACGAGUCCUUCCGGUCGAUUUCAUUCCGCGGUAUCAAUCUAGAUGCGCUGCAGGGCUUGCGAGAUGUUCAUGGCGUGGAUGUCGACGUCCACCUCGACCGAUCAGGAUGUCUUGUACAAAUUCCAGGUCAAGCCAACUUGACCGUCCUGUCACAAGAGGUACGCGCGUUGGCAUUGAAAAGUAAAUGGCUGCGUCGACUCGACUUUGCAUACUGUCUGACCCGCACGCCCACUUUGGACAAGGGCAGUCGUGAUCCCGGUUGCGGAAUCCCAGAAGCCAUUUUCCCCGUGUGUCGUCGGGAAUUGACCAGCGUGAAUUGGGUUGUGCUGAAUGGUAUCAAACUUGGCGAGUCGGAUCUGGAUUACCUGGUGGAUGCGGCGUCGCAGAAGAGGAGUCACCUGCGAGCACUGGAAGUCGGCGACUGUGGAUUAUCAGUGCACGAUCUGGACCUUUUGCUGUCAACUCUUGUCGCACAGGAAAAGACCCUCGAAGUUAUCAAUAUUUCCGGAGUGCAGGGUCGACUAAGUCCGGACAUGCUGCAUCAGUAUAUUGGAUACUUUGGCCAGCUUCGAAAGAUCAAUCUCUCCCGCAUUUCGCGCACGUCCGGCCCCGAGCCGCUGAUCACGGCAGAAAUGCUGUUCAAUUGGCAGCUCGAGGAACUAGUUCUCAGCCGGACGGCUGUCAAUCGCGAGACCGUGGAUUCCAUCGCCACGUAUCUGGCCAGCGACCGCUCGCGUAACUUGCGCAUGCUUCGACUCGAUCAGUGUGGGUUGAGCGGGGAAGACGUUGCCAUGUUCCUGCAUUCGAUGUCUCUGGAACCAGACUCGCCGCGGAGCUUGCACUUGCAUGUCAACGAGAACCGUAUUGAUAAUGGCUGCUCGUUUCUGUUCGACGCCAUCGGCAAGAAUAUGACGCCCUCGCACUUAUCCAUGCAGAUGAUCGAUUUCAAGAAAGAGGAGCAUUUCCGAGAACUUGUUGAUUCGCUUCGCAAGAACCGGACCCUGCGGUACCUGGAUAUCUCCAAGGCUUCCCUGCCGUACGAUGCGGGUCCGGAAACCUGCCGUAUGCUGCAGUUGAUGUUCGAAGAGAACGAGACUCUAGAAGCUUUUGAUAUUAGCGGGGAGAGCGCGCAUCUGGAUGUUGCUCGGUUUGGAAUCGGCCUUAAUCUCGCGCUGACAGGCUUGAAGAAGAACAAGUCUCUCAAGGUAUUGCGCAUCGAGCAUCAGAAGCUGGGUCUUCAGGGUGCCAAUACGCUGGCCUCGGUGCUGGAGGAGAAUGAAUCCCUUCGUGAAGUGCAUUGCGAGAACAACGAUAUCAACCUUCAGUCCUUUACCGUGUUGGUUAACGGGUUGCAGUGCAACCGGACUCUUCUUAGCCUUUCUCGAAUGGAUCGCGACAGAGUUCUCUCCCUUGACAAGGUCCGUCGGGAAGUUGAUAAUGUCCGCUGGGAUAAUAGUACCCUGCAGACAUCGACGGCAACUUCGAUUCGUCGCUCUUUACACGCUGCGAUGAGUGGGCGGCCUGGUGCUGCCGGUAAUCGCCUCACCAAACACAUGCCCGCGAACGCUGUCCCCUCUCCUGACUCUAUCCCAUUCGCCAGUCAAAACGUGGACCUGGUAGUACAAUCCUUGCAGCGCAAGUGGGACAUGGAAGUCUCUCGUCUGCAACGGUAUCUCCUUCGAAACUACAACAUCGCGAACGGCAUCAUAGACGAAACGCUCGACGAUGCCGCCAGCGACGGUCGACCUGGUACAGCCGCCAGCCUGGGCACGAUGCUCGAUAACCUCAAAUUCGAAGUCGCCAUAUCCGCAGACGAAAUCCACGCCUCCCCACCAGACCCAACCUCCAUCCCUAUCAACCUCACCCGAACAAACACAAACACAAACAGCCUCGAAACCCAACCCAUCCAAAUAACCAUCGAACCAAAAUCAUCAACAUCCCGCAAGAAAAGCACCCCAACUCUCCGCUCCCAACCAUCCCAUCCAUCCCACACCCUCCCACCAGAAUACCCCUCCAGCCCAUCCUCAGCACGCCUCGCCCUCCCCGUCCCCGCCGUCCCCGCAGCAGUAACGAAGGCGAACAGCGUGCGCAGCGCGCGUAGCUCUAGUACCGUGUCGACGGGUGCUGGCAGUGGACGCAGCACGUAUGGAAUGGCCUCGUCAACGCUGAGGGGCUUUUUGACGGGGAGCGCUUUGAAGGAGAAGAGGCGGGUGGAGGGUAUGCGUCCUGUUUGUGUGGCCACGGACGAUAAACCGCCGCAGUUGGAUUGGGCGCCGCCGAAGUUGGAUUUACAGGAGUUGCAAUAA
This is a messenger RNA of Penicillium daleae, 3894 nucleotides long. RefSeq lists its product as uncharacterized. Lineage: Eukaryota; Fungi; Ascomycota; Eurotiomycetes; Eurotiales; Aspergillaceae. The transcript is spliced from 2 exons. The record is from RefSeq and is a predicted model, not a curated record. Bases 1 to 3894 code for a protein of 1297 amino acids.